This is a messenger RNA of Trichoderma gamsii, 1713 nucleotides long. RefSeq names its product oligo-1,6-glucosidase. Gene Ontology annotation, molecular function: alpha-amylase activity. The record is from RefSeq and is a predicted model, not a curated record. Gene Ontology annotation, biological process: oligosaccharide catabolic process. The transcript is spliced from 5 exons. Bases 1 to 1713 code for a protein of 570 amino acids. Lineage: Eukaryota; Fungi; Ascomycota; Sordariomycetes; Hypocreales; Hypocreaceae.
AUGGGUUCAGCUCAGGAGCAACUCCGUACUUGGUGGAAGGAAAGCUCAGUUUACCAAAUAUAUCCGGCCUCCUUCCAAGACACCACAGGCUCCGGCAAGGGCGAUCUCAAGGGCAUUAUUUCACGCGUAGGCUAUCUUCAUGGCCUCGGCGUCGAUAUUGUGUGGCUGUCGCCCAUCUUUCCGAGCCCCCAGAUAGACAUGGGAUAUGACAUCAGCGACUACAAAUCUAUAGAACCCAUCUAUGGAAACAUUGGCGAUGUCGACGAGCUCAAGGACAAGCUCCAUAAGCGUGGCAUGAAACUGGUCCUGGACCUGGUUGUGAAUCAUACCAGCGAUCAGCAUGAGUGGUUCAAAGAAUCAAGAAAGUCAACGACCAAUCCGUUCAGAGACUGGUACAUCUGGCGCCCGCCAAAGUAUGAUGCACAGGGCAACCGACAGCCCCCAAACAACUGGGAAAGCCACUUUCAGGGCAGCGCUUGGGAGUAUGAUGAGGCAACGGAUGAGUACUACCUGCGCCUCUUCUGCAAAGAGCAGCCAGAUCUCAACUGGGAGAAUCCGGCAGUGCGCAAAGCGGUCCACGACAUCAUGCGCUUCUGGCUUGGUCGAGGGAUAGACGGUUUCCGCAUGGACGUUAUCAACUUCAUCAGCAAAGACCAACGUUUCCCAGACUCGGACAAACCGGUCCUGAAGGGCUAUGAAUACUACGCAUGCGGACCGAGAUGCCACGAGUUCUUGAAAGAGCUCGGCGCCAUUCUCAAGGAGUAUGACGCAUUCAACGUGGGCGAAAUGCCCUGCGUGGACGACGAGAACGAAAUCAUCAAGGCUGUUGGCGCUGACCGUGGAGAGCUGAGCAUGAUUUUUUACUUUGAGCACAUGGUGCUCGACUAUGGCCCCCAGGGCAAGUUCUCCCCCGGCACAUGGACCCUCGCAAAGCUGAAGACUGUGGUCAACAAAUGGCAGAAUUUCAUGUACGACAAUAACGGCUGGAACGCCCUCUACCUCGAGAAUCAUGAUCAGCCCCGAAUCGUCAGCCGUUUUGCAUAUGAUGAACCUGAGCACCGCGUGGCCAGCGCAAAACUCAUUGCUGUAUUCCAUGCUUUCCAAGCUGGCACCCCGUUUAUAUACCAAGGACAAGAAAUUGGCAUGACCAACGUUCCUAAAGAGUGGCCUAUUGAGGAGUAUAAAGAUGUUGAAUGUAUCAACCACUGGAACUCGUAUAAAGACAGCCCUGAUGAAGAUCUCAAACGGCUAGUCAAAGCAGAAUACCAAAAGAAGUCUCGCGAUAACGCCCGCACGCCAAUGCAAUGGGACGCCACCUCUCAAGCCGGCUUCACAACCAGCGACAAGCCCUGGAUGCGUGUCAACGACAACUACACAGAAGUCAACGCCGCCUCGCAAACAGACAGGCGUCGAUCCGUGUAUCACACCUAUCGACUAAUCCUGGAGAAACGAAAACAGUACAAGGACAUCUUUGUCUACGGCAGCUUCGAGCUCGUCGAUGAGCCAAACGACAAGGUAUUCGCAUAUAAGAGGAGAGCAACCAGCGGGGAGACUGCGCUGAUUGUGUGCAACUUUUCGUUGGAUGCGGUGAAGUGGAAGAUGGAAGACGAGCCAAAAGAAGUGCUUUUUACGACCAGUGAUAGAAAGUUGAGCCAGGUGAGCGGUGGUGAGCUUUCGUUAGCUCCAUGUGAAGCAAUCGCUCUGCUUCUCUGA